Molecule: messenger RNA, 552 nt
Organism: Dentiscutata heterogama
Lineage: Eukaryota; Fungi; Glomeromycota; Glomeromycetes; Diversisporales; Gigasporaceae
Source: the annotation of a GenBank genome assembly
GUCCUUCUCUUGCGGCCAUGGAAAGGGUAUCAAAGUCAUUCUAUCGCAUCAUAAGAGGGCAACACAGUCCAUAUAGAUUCUUGUAUUAUAAGUUAUUGGCAAUGUAUUGUCCAGUAGAUGCUUCUUCGAUGAUAGAAAAUGACGAACAAGAACGUGCGAUCCAUGCUCCGGUUUUACCAAAAAUUCAAAAAACUCUUGCAAAAAAAGAAUUCAGAGAAUAUAAAGUAUCUGACUGGAAGAUUCAGUUUGUCGAGUCAUAUAAAUAUUACGUGACUCAGGUAUGCACCAUUUGUGCUGAACCCGGUGAUCCUAUUCCUGUGUGGGAGCCUUGGAAGACCUACGUGUAUGACCUUGGAAUGCACUGUACUUUUUACCUUCGUUCACAUCUUGACCACCUUCGGCGGCAAAAAUAUUCUGAUCCUCAAAUUGCUUUGGAUCGAGAUGUUGAACAACGUCAAUCAGAAAGAUUUUCUAAAGAAAAUGCAAAACGUAAGAGAAAACAAAAAGAACAAGAUGAUUCUUACACCGAACGAACAAAAUCUAUUCUUAAAU